UUUGAUAAGGGUAUUAGCAAUACCUUUGGUAUUAGCAGAUCUUCCUGUUCAUUGCUUAAGACAUUAGAUUGUGGGCAAAUGGAAAAUGGAGGUUUCUUAUGUUUAAUUGAGAGGCAUGGGUUCAGUGCCCUGUGGCUAUCAUGGUCCUGACACAUAGAAUUCUUGAUAUAAAGCUGGUUGGGAGGAUUUCCAAGCUUUAAAUUCAUUUGAAUUAACAUUGGGAAAUGAUUAUACAGUCACAGACAAAGACAGAAAAUAAAUUGGAUCAUGGACUAUGGUAUAUGAUGAAGGAUUUGAGGUUGAACAUUUUGGUGUUAAAUAUUUCGCAUUUUCUAAAUAUGAACCAAAAUAGCGUUGAUUAUAAAUCAUUAUGUUGGAGAAGCUUUGAUUGGUUGGAUGUUAUAGAGCCUAGAAGGCUGAUGGAAAUGUUGAUGCAACAGAUACUUAUAAACUUAUUAGUGUUGUUCAACCAGAAUUCAUUUAAAAAAGUACAAUACACGGGGAGAUAGAGUUAAAUUAAAAAAAGACUUUACUAACAUAAAGAAGCAGUAGAUAAAUUGAAUAGUAUUCCAAAAUUAUGGAAGGCUAAAGCAUAUACGAUCACUUUUGAAGGUAAGAGUUUGUUUGUUGGAAUUGAUAAAAUGGCUGGUAGUAGAAGACAUUAUCAAGGCAAAUCUGAAAAGAGAGCUUCGUUUUUUAAAUUAAAAUCUAGUGAUGUGUCAGAUCUACCAAAAACAUAUACUUUAGAAAGAUGUCUAGAUGCUCUCAGAUAAUAUAAGCAAUGUGGAUCAUGUUAUGCCAUUUCAACUAUGGAAAUGUUAUCAGCUAGAUUGAAAAUGAAAGUAGAGAAAGUCAUACUAUCACCUCAAUAUUCAGUGGAUUGCAAUUACCAUAAUUAAGGAUGCGAUGGUGGAUAUCCAUUCUUGGUUGAAAAACUCGCAUUUGAAUAAUAUUUAGUUACAGAAGAACAAUAUCCAUACAAGGGUGAUGCGGGAAUUUGGAAAAAGAUUGAUUUCUCUUAAUCCUCUAAAGUGUAUGGAGCUAAGAAUUAUAAAUAUCAUGUUGGAAUUGUUUAAGGAUGGUUCUGUUAUUAAGAAUUUGAACCAGGAUAAGACUUUAUGAAUUAUUAAAGUGGUAUCUAUCAUUCAGAGAAAGUCGAUCAUUCUGUUUUGUGUUAUGGUUGGGGAGAAGAGAAUGGAGUGAAGUUUUGUUUACUUUAGAAUAGUUGGGGAGAAUAAGGCAAUUUUAUAAUAAAUAGAAUGAAGAGAGGUGCUUAAGAAUCUGCCAUUGAGAGAAUGGCUUAAGCUGCAGAUCCAGUGAUUUAUUCUAAAUCUUCAGGAGAGUUUAUCGAAAUAAGCUAGUCUAAUUUAAGAAAGUAAUGA
Molecule: messenger RNA, 1382 nt
Organism: Paramecium tetraurelia
Lineage: Eukaryota; Ciliophora; Oligohymenophorea; Peniculida; Parameciidae
Exons: 5
Cellular component (GO): lysosome
Molecular function (GO): cysteine-type endopeptidase activity
Source: RefSeq, a predicted model, not a curated record